AUGCCAAAUAAAGAAGAAGUCGAGGGAAUUGCCUCAUCAGUUGCUGGAUCGGUCGUUGGUAACAAAGUCGCCGACAAGGCACACCUUGGAGGAGCAGGACAUAUUGCAGCUGGUGUUCUAGGAGGAAUCGGUGGUGGCAAAGCUGAGCAAAAAGCUGAUGAAAAGAAGUAA
Messenger RNA from Lodderomyces orthopsilosis Co 90-125, 171 nucleotides. RefSeq lists its product as uncharacterized. The record is from RefSeq and is a predicted model, not a curated record. Lineage: Eukaryota; Fungi; Ascomycota; Pichiomycetes; Serinales; Debaryomycetaceae. Bases 1 to 171 code for a protein of 56 amino acids. The transcript has a single exon.